CUUUUCUCUCCAACUGUGUUUCUUAGCAACUAACCCCCGGCUCCACCAGAAGCCCCUCUUUGCACAUGCGCAAACUGCGGACAGGGAAGGGGGCGCCCUAGCCCUGGCGCUUUUAGUGUUGCUGUCCCAGCCAGAAUCGCGUCUGGCCGGUGGGAAGCCGGGAACUCCAGCCUCCCGCAGGAGAGGAGAGAGGAGCGAGCUGCACCAGGGCAAGCAUGGAGUAGACAAGGCUGAAUUUCAUCAAGAUUAGUAGCUUUGCAAGAUCAUGAUACAUGGUGAUGGCUUGCAGAGUCAUAAACAAAAGAAGACACGUGGGACUUCAACAACUUUCAUCAUUCGCGGAAACAGGAAGAACUUUCCUAGGCCCACUAAAAUCAUCCAAAUUUAUUAUAGAUGAAGAAUGUCAUGAAAGUGUAUUAGUCAGUUCAACAGUAAGGCUUCUUGAAAGUUUGGAUUUAAGCAGUGCAGUGGGACAGCUUCUCAAUGAAGCAGUUCAAGCACAAAAUAACACAUAUAGAACUGGAACCAGUACUCUUUUGUUUCUUGUUGGUGCUUGGAGCAGUGCAGUUGAAGAAUGUCUUCAUCUUGGUGUCCCCAUUUCUGUAAUAGUGUCAGUAAUGUCAGAAGGCUUAAACUUUUGUAGUGAAGAAGUAGUUUCUCUUCAAAUACCUGUUCACAAUAUAUUUGACUGUAUGGACAGCACAAAAACAUUUCCUCAACUUGAAACAUUUAGUGUAAGUUUGUGUCCUUUUCUACAGGUCCCUUCAGAUACUGAUUUGAUAGAGGAAGAGCAUGGUCUCAAAGAUGUUGCCUCUCAAACAUUGACCAUUUCCAGUCUUUCUGGGAGACCUCUUAAAUCAUCUGAAUUCUUUAAACCUCAGGCUAAGGUUGAAGCAGAUAAGAACACAUCACGAACUCUGAAAAACAGCCUGCUUGCCGAUACCUGCUGCAGAAAGUCAAUACUAAUCCACAGUAGGCAUUUUAAUAGGACAGAUAAUACUGAACGGGUAAGCAAACCAGAUGGAUUUCAAGAACAUGUUACAGCUACUCUCAAAACUUACAGAUGUAACGAUUUGGUAGAGUUGGCAGUAGGCUUGAGUCACGGAGAUCACAGCAGCAUGAAGUUAGUAGAAGAAGCAGUACAGUUGCAAUAUCAGAAUGCUUGUGUGCAACAAGGCAACUGUAUAAAACCAUUUAUGUUUGACAUUUCGAGAAUUUGUACUUGCUGUCUACCAGGCUUACCUGAAACUUCUUCUUGUGUUUGUCCAGGAUAUAUCACUGUUGUGUCAGUAUCUAAUACUCCUGUGAUCAAGGAAUUGCAGAGUCAGCCUCUCCGAAUAGUUCUCAUUGAGGGUGACCUCACAGAGAAUUAUCGCCACCUGGGAUUUAAUAAGUCUGUAAAUAUUAAAACAGCAUUAACUAGCAUGGAGCUUCAAGAAGACAGCUCAGAAGAAUUGUGGGCAAAUCACGUAUUACAGGUAUUAAUCCAGUUCAAUGUGAACCUUGUCCUGGUACAAGGAAGUGUGUCUGAAUGCUUAAUUGAAAAAUUUAUAAACAGUAAGCAGUUGGUAAUUGGCUCAGUGAAUGGCAGUGUGAUGCAGGCUUUUGCAGAAGCUGCAGGAGCAGUACAGGUGGCCUACAUUACACAAGUGAAUGAAGAUUGUGUGGGCAAUGGGGUCUGUGUGACCUUCUGGAGAAGCAGUCCCUUGGAUGUUGUUGAUGGGAACAACAGAAUCGCAAUCUUAUUAAAAACAGAAGGAAUUAAUUUGGUUACAGCCGUGCUCACUAACCCAGUUACUGCACAGAUGCAAAUCAAAGAAGAUAGGUUCUGGACAUGUGCCUAUCGUUUGUAUUAUGCUCUAAAAGAGGAAAAGGUCUUCCUUGGAGGUGGUGCAGUUGAAUUUUUGUGUCUUAGCUGUCUUCAAAUUCUUGCGGAGCAAUCUCUGAAAAAAGAAAACCAUGCCUGCUCAGGGUGGCUCCAUAAUACUUCCUCUUGGCUGGCUUCAUCUCUGGCAAUAUACAGACCAACUGUGCUUAAAUUCCUGGCAAAUGGAUGGCAGAAAUACCUUUCAACUCUCCUAUAUAAUACUGCCCAUUACUCAUCAGAAUUUGAAGCCAGCACAUACAUUCAGCAUCAUCUGCAAAAUGCCACAGACUCUGGCUCUCCUUCAUCUUACAUCUUGAAUGAAUAUAGUAAACUAAAUAGUAGAAUUUUUAAUUCAGACAUUUCAAAUAAAUUGGAGCAGAUUCCAAGAGUGUAUGACGUUGUUACACCAAAGAUUGAGGCGUGGCGCCGAGCACUGGAUUUAGUAUUGUUAGUACUUCAGACAGACAGUGAAAUAAUUACUGGACAUGGACACACACAGAUGAAUUCACAGGAAUUAACGGGCUUUUUGUUUUUGUAGUGUUAUUGGCUAAGUCUUUGGAAAAUAAUUUUUCAUAAUCUGUCAUGCUAAUAAUAAAUGUAUUGCUAGCCAAGUCA
Molecule: messenger RNA, 2482 nt
Organism: Piliocolobus tephrosceles (Ugandan red Colobus)
Lineage: Eukaryota; Metazoa; Chordata; Mammalia; Primates; Cercopithecidae
Gene: BBS12
Product: Bardet-Biedl syndrome 12
Exons: 3
Coding region: 273-2405 (710 amino acids)
Biological process (GO): chaperone-mediated protein complex assembly; photoreceptor cell maintenance
Molecular function (GO): ATP binding
Source: RefSeq, a predicted model, not a curated record